This is a messenger RNA of Hipposideros armiger (great roundleaf bat), 2596 nucleotides long. RefSeq names its product interleukin 17 receptor E (gene IL17RE). Bases 111 to 2117 code for a protein of 668 amino acids. The record is from RefSeq and is a predicted model, not a curated record. The transcript has 16 exons. Lineage: Eukaryota; Metazoa; Chordata; Mammalia; Chiroptera; Hipposideridae. Gene Ontology annotation, molecular function: interleukin-17 receptor activity.
GGCGAGGGCUCCUGCUGGCAUUGCGUUCCCUGCUGCUGUGAAACAAAGACUUGCUGCCCACCUUCAGGCUGUGCAGCCAUGUUCUGGAUGCCCUGACUAGACGGAAGCCCAUGGGGAGCCCCCGGCUGGCAGCCCUACUCCUGCCUCUCCGCCUGCUGCUCAUUGGCCUAUCUGCCUCCGCUGGGAUUGGCUGCCCCUGUCUGCCCUGCUGGAACACCCGCUGUCUGCUGGCCUCCCACAUGGAUGACAGUUUUGCUGAAAGGUCUGCCCAUAUUCCUGGCCGUACCUGGUUUGGCCUCCUCACCUCCCUAAAGCCUUGGUGUGCUCGGCUCUGGCACUGCCCCUACUGUUUGUGCCUGCACUCGGUGUCCCUUCCUUCAGGCCUUCAGCGGGGCUGGUUCCACCACCUGGUGCAGAAAUCCAAAAAGUCUUACUUGUUCCAGUUCUGUAGGAGACACACAAUGCCAGCAUCUGUUCAGAGGAAGCUGCUGAGUAGCUGUUGCCUGUCUGAGAAGGGCCAUCGCAUCUCCAUCCCAUCCCCAGACAUCUCCCACAAGGGGCAACGCUCUAAAAGGACCCAACCUUCAGAUCCAGGGGCAGUGGAAGAUCUGAUGAGACAGGGCUCACAGAGGCACAAAGCCACCAAGUCUCCCUUCUCCCCAGGGCCUGAGUUCUCCUUUGACUUGCUGCCUGAGGCACGGGCUAUUCGAGUGAGCAUUCCUCCAGGCCCCGAGGUCAGUGUGCGUCUUUGUCACCAGUGGGCACUAGAGUGCGAAGAGCUGAGCAGUCCCUUUGAUGUCCAGAAAAUCGUGUCUUGGGGCCACACUGUAGACCUGCCUUAUGAAUUCCUUCUACCUUGCCUAUGCAUAGAGGCAUCCUACCUGCAAGAGGACACCGUGAGGCGCAAAAAAUGUCCCUUCCAGAGCUGGCCGGAAGCCUAUGGCUCGGACUUCUGGAAGUCAGUGCACUUUACUGACCACAGCCAGCACAGUCAGAUGGUCAUGGCCCUGACACUCCGCUGCCCACUGAAGCUGGAGGCCUCCCUCUGCCAGAGGCAGGGCUGGCACACCCUCUGCGAAGACCUCCCCAACGCCACAGCUCAAGAGGCAGACGGGUGGUAUGUUUUGGAGAAAGUGGACUUGCACCCCCAGCUCUGCUUUAAGUUCUCUUUUGGAAACAGCAGCCACGUUGAAUGUCCCCACCAGAUUGCCCCAUCCUGGAAUGUGAGCAUGGACACCCAGGCCCAGCAGCUGAUCCUUCACUUCUUCACGAGGAUGCAUGCCACAUUCAGUGCUGCCUGGAGCCACCCAGGCUUGGGGCAGGACAGCCUGGUGCCCCCUGUGUACAGCAUCAGCCAGGCUCAGGGCUCAAGCCCAGUGACACUAGACCUCAUCAUUCCCUUCCUGAAGCCUGGGGGCUGUGUCCUGGUGUGGAGAUCAGAUGUCCAGUUCGCCUGGAAGCACCUCUUGUGUCCGGAUGUCUCUCAUAGACGCCUGGGACUCUUGAUCCUGGCCCUGCUGGCCCUCACUGCCCUACUGGCUGUCGUUCUGGUCCUCGCUUGCCGGCGCCCACUGUCAGGUAUACUCACUCGCCCUGGCCGAGCGCGGCCCGUGCUGCUCCUGCACGCCGCUGACUCAGAGGCGCAGCGGCGCCUGGUGGGAGCGCUGGCUGAACUGCUGCGGGCCUCCCUGGGCGGUGGACACGACGUGAUCGUGGACCUGUGGGAGGGGACGCGCGUUGCGCACUUGGGCCCGCUGCCGUGGCUAUGGGCGGCGCGGGCGCGCGUGGUGCGGGAGCGGGGCACGGUGCUGCUGCUGUGGAGCAGUGUGGGCCCCCGCACCGCGCCCCUGCGCACUCUGCUCCGCGCCGCCCCGCGCCCGCUGCUGCUGCUGGCUUACUUCAGUCGCCUGUGCACCAAGGGCGACAUUCCCCCGUCGCUGCGCGCCCUGCCUCGCUACCGUCUGCUGCGCGACCUGCCUCGCUUGCUGCGGGCGCUGGACGCGGGGCCUUCCAUCGAAGCCACCGGCUGGGGCCGCCUCAGCCCUCCGCCGUGCCUACGGGGCCGCCUGGAGCUGUGUCGCCGGCUGGAACUCGAGGCAGCCAAACUUGCCCACUAAGGCUGAGCAGAGCUCCUCUGCAAUCUAGAUAUCUCAGCCGCAGGCAUAGGGGCACUGGUUGGCACCCCACAAGGCUUUUACCAUGGCAUCCUCGGGGUGUCUCCUCAAGAUUACUGCCCGAAAAGCCUUAUUCCCUGCCUCCCAACCAGGAGCAGAGCACCCGACUCACUCCCAACCCUUCUACACGUGUGUCCUGCUUCGUCUCGAUGCUGCUUUCUUGCCUCUCAGAGGGAGAGACUGACUUGACUGAGAACUCCUCUGACCCCGGUCCUGAUGAGAGGAGGGAGAUUUCCCCACUUCCUUUCUCCAAAAUUCCAGAAAGUAGUCUGGACAUGCUCCAGGCCAAGCUGGGGACAUUGGAACAGGGGUAGGGGAGGCAGGAGCUAUGGCGGUUCUGAAGCGGGUGGGGGUGUAUGGCUCCAGGGAAGUGGGAGAAAAGCCCCUUAGGGGCCAGGGAUCCCCCUUUCCCAGACCCAGGC